Drosophila guanche is the source of this 2037-nucleotide messenger RNA. RefSeq names its product pyruvate kinase. Gene Ontology annotation, biological process: glycolytic process. Gene Ontology annotation, molecular function: pyruvate kinase activity; magnesium ion binding; potassium ion binding. Lineage: Eukaryota; Metazoa; Arthropoda; Insecta; Diptera; Drosophilidae. Gene Ontology annotation, cellular component: cytoplasm. The coding region runs from base 22 to 1944 and encodes 640 amino acids. The transcript is spliced from 2 exons. The record is from RefSeq and is a predicted model, not a curated record.
UUUAAUUAAAACAAAUUUGAAAUGGACUUUGUUGAGGAUCAUGUGGAGUCAGCGGUGCCCACAAUUGAGACUGCCAUCGACACAAUUUUCACCCGCCUUAAGAUCAUCGCCGUGGAUGUGGAGAAGGUGCUGCGGGCCAAGGAGUUGAUGGCCAGCCUUCAGCGUCGCAACACGUUCUUCUACCUGCUGGGCCAGGACGAUGAUGGCAGCAUCGAGAAUAACCACAGCGAAAUGAGGCUGCUCACCUCCAAGAACUCGUUUCCGUCUAUAUUGAGCGCGGAUGACGAUUUCGAUGGCGAGGAGCUGAGCGAGGAUCAGUGCGGUGACUGGCAGCUCCAAGAGGAAAAUCGCUGGCAUAGCUACUUCUCCGGCUUCCAAGAACUCACCACGCGCCAUGGCGCAGACCCCAACGAUAAUCGCAAAUGCGUCCAGCUGUCUGCCAUGCUUGGUUGCGAUCAGGAAAUCAAGACCUUACUCCGUAAUGGCGUCCGGUGCUUUCUUCUGGAUCUCUUCGCGGGGAGCCAGCGCGACAAUCAGUCGCUGAUCGUGCAACUGCGCGAGGCAGAGAUCAGCGUGUCCAAGGAGUACGGCUUUCCUGUAGUCUCCACAAUUUUCGUGAAGCUCUCACCACGCUUUCAGUACACUGGCUACCUCAACCCACAACACUACAAGGGUGACCUCAAGCGCGUGGAGCUGAAGAAAGGGUGCAACCUGACAGUGACUGUCGACCGAGAGUUCUCCGACAGCAGUUCGUCGUCGAUAAUAUAUGUGAACGCCCGCUUCCUGCUGGGCGAUGUCACGACCUUUGACUUCAUCCUCAUCGGCAACGAGAUUCAGUUGACGGUGCACAGCGUGCAUCCAGAUCAUCUCAACUGCUGUGUUGUCCGUGGUGGAAUUCUUAGCUCAUACAUGCCCGUUUUGUUUCCAAAACGCUGCUCCAAGUUUCGGAUUUCCUACGAGGAGCUGGAGGAUCUGACAUUCGCCCGCGAGGUGGGAGUCAAUGUGGUAGUUUCCAACAUCGUUGGCACCGCCAAGUACCUCGAUAAUCUGGAGAAGGCCAUGGGUAUAAUGCAGUGCGAGAAUCUUCGUAUAUAUGCCAGGGUGGUGCUUAACGAUAUAAAGGGUUGCGAUGGUGAACUGAACUGGGCCACCAGGCGGUACGAUGGCUUCCUUGUGGAACUCGCAGAGCCAGAAGUAGUUCCCGAUGUCAUGCACCUGUGCCCCGAUGCCGAGUGCUUCUUACAGUUGGUCCACGCGGCCAAGAAGCCGAUCAUCUUCGAUCCCGAGAUGAUUCACGAGAAGAAGCUUCGAAUUGACCCCACCCACUACUAUUACACAUUUUACUACCCGGACAAGUACCUGGUGAAAAGCCACAAGACAAAACAGUCAUUCUACUUCAGCUUUCUGCAGAACGCCCUCUUCGAGAAAAUACCGACCGAAGCGUUAUCAAAGGUGCCCUACUGCGACAACUCGCAUACUGGCGCUGACGGCUUGGCCCGGGCCGUGGUCACCGCAGCCAUGGAGGUGCAUGCCGCUGCAAUUGUUGUUAUCGGCGUGACAGCGCGCAUGGUGCAGAAGAUUUCACACUUCCGGCCAGAGGCGCCCAUCAUCUUUGUCAGCCACAUGCGCUCUGCGGAGGACUAUGUGUCGCUAUAUUACAACGUGACCAUGCUCUCGUUCCGCACCAAACAAUUCCAUACGCAUCGUCAAAACAUAUUCCGCAAGGGCGUUUACGCCUUGGCCUAUUUGGCCAAACGUAAGAUUGUCCGCCAGCAUGACUAUGUGAUCUUGGUUUACAGCCACAAAGAAGGGACCACCUUUCCCGAGAAGUAUAUUCUCUAUAAAUUUGAUAAAUCUCAUUUUGCCGAGCAUAUGUCCGCCAUCAUGUUCCCCAAUCAGCAAGAUCAGCAAGAAUCCACUGAGGAUGCGGAUUCGAACAACUAAGAGCAUUUAGAUAUAGUAUAUAAUUUAUAUGUUUUGGUAAAUAAUCGGAAUGUGUUGAGGUGUGUUUUGCUUAGAAUAUAUGAAACAGAUAUA